AAAAGAAUUGCAGCGGAUAAAAUGCCUUAGUCUCACUCUCACCUCUAUCGCGGCUAUCCACAAUCACCAUUUUCGCCGCCUUGCAUCGCUGCUUCCUCCGCGGAGGAAGAUGGACACAGGUUUCCAGAGUAGUGGCAUGAUGUGGUUCUUCAAAGACAGAGGUUUUGAUGAUAAAAGUAUUCAUGAUAUGUCCAAGAAGUGCAAGCAGCUAAGUGAUGUCGACAGGGAGAGGGCCUCAGAGACUUGGGACUACUUGAAAAGCAUAGGCAUACCAGAGAGGAAACUUCCCGUGGUUAUUGGGAAGUGUCCCAAGAUUCUUACUCUCGACUUGCAUGACAAACUUGUGCCGAUGAUCCAGUGCCUUGCAACAUUGGGGACAAAACCAAAGGAAGUUGCUUCUGCCAUAACAAAAUUCCCACAUAUACUCGGGCACAGUUUGGAAGAGAAGCUCUGCCCCCUUCUUGCAUUUUUUGAAGGUCUUGGUGCUCCUGAAAAGCAACUUGGCAAAAUGAUCCUGUUAAACCCUAGGAUCAUAAGUUACAGCAUUGAAUCCAAACUUUCUCAGAUGGUGGAUUUCCUUGCUGGCCUUGGUUUGUCUAAAGAUGGGAUGAUCGGUAAGGUUCUGGUCAAACACCCGUUUAUCAUGGGUUAUAGUGUUGAGAAACGGCUAAUGCCAACUUGUGAGUAUCUAAGAUCACUAGGUCUAACAGAGUCUCAGCUCCAUAGAGCAGCAAUAAACUUCCCGGAAAUUCUAUGCCGGGAUGUUGACAAAACUCUAAGGCCUAAUGUUAUGUACCUUGAAUCACGCGGGUUCAGUCCAAGCCAGAUAGCGGCAGUGGUAGGCGGGUAUCCUCCGGUUCUGAUCAAGAGCGCAAGUAACUCCUUGGGACCAAGAAUCAAGUUCUUGGAACAGGUAAUGGGAAGGCAAAUCAACGAAGUGGCUGAAUAUCCAGAGUUCUUUAGGCAUGGUUUGAAGGGGAAGUUAGAGUCUAGGCAUAAGCUACUGACACGAAAGGGCAUAGAGUGUAGCUUGAGUGAGAUGUUGGAAUGCAACCACAAGAAAUUUCUUUUGAAAUUCGGCAUGUGAAUUCUGAUAGAUUUGUUUGCGAAUUGUUUUCUUCGUAGGUGGCGUUCUUUCAGAGGUUUGAUUUCUACUGAGAUGAGAGAUGAAUUGGUAGGAAUAGGCGCAUAAAGCUUUGAGUUUGAGGAUUUAUGAGUUGAUUCAGGUUAUGCUGAUAGGCAUGUGCUGCUACCAGUCUCUCUCUUUUUUUUUUAAAUCCUUUUUGAGGGUUACUACUAGUUGAAAUUCCCAUUUAAUGUAGAUGCGAAUUCUCAGUCGUUCUGUAAUUUGUGAUUAUAUGUAUACUUUUGCUGAUCAUCUUUUACGGGGACAGAAUUUGAAGUU
Molecule: messenger RNA, 1405 nt
Organism: Salvia hispanica
Lineage: Eukaryota; Viridiplantae; Streptophyta; Magnoliopsida; Lamiales; Lamiaceae
Product: transcription termination factor MTERF6, chloroplastic/mitochondrial-like
Biological process (GO): regulation of DNA-templated transcription
Molecular function (GO): double-stranded DNA binding
Source: RefSeq, a predicted model, not a curated record